This is a messenger RNA of Propithecus coquereli (Coquerel's sifaka), 4558 nucleotides long. It is a transcript of the gene EPB41L2, whose product is annotated as erythrocyte membrane protein band 4.1-like 2. The transcript has 22 exons. NCBI's taxonomy places the organism in Eukaryota, Metazoa, Chordata, Mammalia, Primates, Indriidae. Gene Ontology annotation, molecular function: structural molecule activity; actin binding. The record is from RefSeq and is a predicted model, not a curated record. The coding region runs from base 153 to 3305 and encodes 1050 amino acids. Gene Ontology annotation, cellular component: plasma membrane; cytoskeleton. Gene Ontology annotation, biological process: cortical actin cytoskeleton organization.
GAGUUCUCUGACGGCCCCAGCCGGGGAAUUUCAAUUUGAAACCUAGCGGAGGGAGGAGGCAGGCGCCGCUGGUCGGCGGCUGGGACCUGAGCGGGACGGGUCGCCGCGGCGAGCGAGCUCCCGAGGCGCGGCAUCGGGCAUAAGCUGUAACCAUGACUACUGAAGUAGGCUCUGCCUCUGAAGUGAAGAAGGACUCCGAUCAGUUAGGAGCAGAUGCAACCAAGGAGAAACCUAAAGAAGUAGCAGAAAACCAGCAGAAUAAGUCUGAUCCAGAGGAAGAAGAAGGUUCCCAGCCAUCUCCUGCAGCUGAAAGCCAAAGUAGUGUACACUUCCAGAAGAGACAGAAGGAGCCAUCUGAGAGAAGGGGUAUUUCCCGAUUCAUACCCCCAUGGCUUAAGAAACAAAGGUCAUAUACCUUAGUCGUGGCCAAAGAUGGAGGAGAUAAAAAAGAGUCUACCCAAGCUGUUGUGGAAGAACAGGUCUUAGAUAAAGAGGAACCCCUUCCGGAAGAAGAGAGACAGGCCAAGGGUGAUGCUGAAGAAGUGGCUCAGAGGAAGCAACUGGAGAUUAAGGUUGAAGGCAAGGAAGAAAAACCUUCCGUGAGCAGAGCUGAGACACAGCCUGCUGAAUUAGUAAGUAAGGAGAGAGAAGAGGAGAAGAUAAAGGAACUACCAGAAGACAAAUUAGAAGGAGCAACAGCAGCAAAAAGAGUCACCAAGGAAGUGCAGACCAAUGAGCUAAAAGCAGAGAAGGCCUCUCAAAAAGCCACCAAGAAGACCAAAACUGUCCAGUGUAAAGUGAUCCUUUUAGAUGGCACUGAAUACAGCUGUGACCUGGAGAAACAUGCUAAGGGACAAGUGUUAUUUGACAAAGUAUGUGAACACCUCAAUCUCUUGGAGAAGGACUACUUUGGACUUAUGUUUCAGGAAAACCCUGAGCAGAAAAACUGGCUAGAUCCUGCAAAAAAAAUACAGAGACAGCUGCGAAAUCUUCCCUGGCUGUUCACUUUUAAUGUGAAGUUUUAUCCUCCUGAUCCUUCUCAGUUGACUGAAGAUAUCACCAGAUACUUGUUGUGCCUUCAACUCCGGCAGGACAUUGCCUCUGGCCACCUGCCCUGCUCCAUUACAACUCAUGCCCUCCUGGGAUCCUACACACUGCAGGCUGAACUUGGAGACUAUGACCCAGAAGUGCAUAGCAACAUUGACCUCAGCGAAUACCAGUUUGCCCCCACACAGACUAAGGAGCUGGAAGAGAAGGUGAUAGAGCUGCACAAAACCCACAGGGGCUUAUCUCCAGCACAAGCUGAUUCUCAGUUCAUAGAAAAUGCAAAGAGACUUUCCAUGUAUGGUGUGGACCUACAUCAUGCCAAGGACUCAGAAGGCGUGGACAUCAAGCUGGGUGUGUGUGCUAAUGGCCUCCUCAUUUACAAAGACAGACUGAGAAUCAAUCGUUUUGCUUGGCCAAAAAUCUUGAAGAUUUCCUAUAAGCGCAGUAACUUCUACAUUAAAGUCAGGCCUGCAGAGAUGGAACAGUUCGAGAGCACCAUUGGAUUCAAACUGCCAAACCACCGGGCAGCCAAAAGGCUAUGGAAAGUGUGCGUGGAGCAUCACACCUUCUACAGGCUUGUGUCUCCAGAGCAGCCACCAAAGGCCAAGUUCCUGACCUUGGGGUCCAAAUUCCGCUACAGCGGCCGCACCCAAGCACAGACCCGCCAGGCAAGCACCCUCAUAGAUAGGCCGGCACCACACUUUGAGCGCACAUCUAGUAAACGAGUCUCCAGGAGUCUCGAUGGAGCUCCAAUUGGUGUUGUGGACCAAAGUCUUAUGAAGGAUUUUCCUGUCUCUGCUGGGGAGAUUUCAGCAUAUGGCCCUGGAGUUGUCAGCAUUGCCAUGGUACAAGAUGGGGACGGCAGGAGGGAAGUGAGAAGCCCAACUAAAGCCCCACAUUUGCAACUCAUUGAAGGAAAGAAAAAUUCCUUGAGAGUAGAAGGGGAUAAUAUUUAUGUCAGACAUAGCAAUUUAAUGUUGGAGGACCUGGAUAAGGCCCAGGAGGACAUACUGAAACAUCAGGCUAGCAUUAGUGAACUCAAGCGCAAUUUUAUGGAAUCCACACCUGAGCCGCGCCCUAAUGAAUGGGAAAAACGACGUAUCACACCUCUGUCCCUACAGACACAAGGGAGAAAAGGAGACCAUCUUUUCAAGGAUAUUUUAUCCAUGAAGGAGAAGUACCUGAUGGGAGCAACAUGGACAGUUGAAGAAAAAGCUCAGGAGGCGGACAAGACACGUGCUCCCGAGUCAGAAGGGCCUUGCACUGGAGCCAGGGAUGCUGUUAAGAGUUCACAUGAGACUCUGAAUGUAGUGGAGGAGAAGAAGCGGGCAGAGGUUGGGAAAGACGAAAGAGUAAUCACAGAAGAAAUGAAUGGUAAAGAGAUCUCACCUGGGAGUGGUCCUGGGGAGAUUCGUAAGGUGGAGCCUGUGACACAAAAAGACUCCACCUCCCUGUCUUCUGAGAGCAGCAGCAGCAGUGAGAGUGAGGAGGAAGACGUGGGCGAGUACCGGCCCCACCACCAUGUGACCGAGGGCACCAUCAGGGAGGAGCAGGAGGAGGAUGAAGAAGAGGUGGAGGAAGAGCCCGGCCGAGCAGCCAAGGUAGUAGAGAGGGAGGAAGCAGUGCCCGAAGCCAGCCCAGUCACACAAGCAGGUGCCAGUGUAAUCACAGUAGAAACAGUGAUCCAGGAAAACAUAGGUGCCCAAAAGGUAUCUGGAGAGAAGAGUGUAAAUGAAGGCGGUCUUAAGCAAGACGUGGGAGAAGAAACAGAGGACGAUCAACAUAAAGUUAACGGAGAGGUGUCCCAUGUUGACAUUGAUGUUUUGCCACAAAUUAUUUGUUGUUCAGAGCCACCAGUGGUAAAAACAGAGAUGGUAACAAUUUCUGAUGCCUCACAAAGGACAGAAAUCUCCACCAAGGAAGUCCCCAUUGUCCAAACUGAGACCAAAACCAUCACAUAUGAGUCUCCACAGAUUGAUGGUGGGGCCGGUGAUUCGGGCACAUUACUGACCGCACAAACCAUCACAGCUGAGUCCGUGUCGACAACGACAACCACACACAUCACCAAGACUGUAAAAGGUGGCAUAUCUGAAACAAGAAUUGAGAAACGCAUCGUGAUCACAGGAGAUGCAGAUAUUGAUCAUGACCAGGCGCUGGCUCAGGCGAUCAGAGAGGCCAGAGAGCAGCACCCUGACAUGUCGGUCACGAGGGUGGUCGUGCACAAAGAGACAGAGUUGGCAGAGGAAGGGGAAGACUAAAGUAAGAAAGUCAUUUUUAAAGCAACAUUCAACUUUGUGAACCUGAAGAAUUUUGACCAUUCCGAGUCUUAAUGCCACACCACUACUCCAGCAAAUUUAUGCUACAACUGGUAACGAUGACCAGAAGCCUGAAGAAUUAAAAUGCCAACACCAAACCUUACCUUAACAGCUCUGGUCUAUAUUGUUCCUAUCCAUUUUAAUAUAUUGUUUUGUUUUAUAACCACUUUUAAAUACUCUUAGUUCUUUCUUUUCUUUUUUUUAAUUAAGGGGUUUUGUUUUUGUUUCCUGUUUACUUUGUGUACAACUACCUGCUUUUUGUGGCUCAUUCUGAUCAAAAUGACAGUGAACAAAGCCAGCCCGUGCUGGUGAGGUGCUGUUCACUUGAACAGGUGCUGUUGUGCGGAAAGGAAACUCUGUGACUAAUUUAGGUAGUGACUUUCCUUCUUCCAGAUUCUUUCCAUUGAGUUCUCACAGUAAAUAUUUACAGAGUUUUCCAAGGGCAGUAAAUAUACUGUAUGAGAAAAUAUUAAUACAGAUUAAAAGCAUUUCUUACAUUUUGAAAAUUUUCUAAUGUUUCAGCAUUUCACUGGGGAUGUUUUUUAUAUUGGACCCUUUGACUUUCCAGUCCUGUGACUUUUUACUUGUAGUAGAGAGUCCGAAUCUCCAGACUGGAGAAUUUCGAAGUUUGCUGACCACGCACUGUGCUUAGAGACCUGCCGUGCCGCAGUGCCAGUGCUUCUCACACACACCCUCUUCGGCAGCAUUCCAGAACAGGAGGGAGGAGAAGGAGAAAACCCUUUCCUCCCUUCUACUAAAAGAUUGAGGCAGCUUAAAACCUUAGUGCUUUCUUUCUUAACAUAUCCAAAUUUCAAUACUUUCCAUUAUUUGAACACUUGGUUAGAGCACUUGCUUUGUAUUAAACCUCCUUGUGUAUAAGUAAAACUGACCUUUCGUUAUUGAGCAGGCAGAUCUCUUUCAGAUAGUUUGAUGAUUCACACAGGUUUGAGGACACUGGGAAGAGAGGUAGGGGGCUAGGGCGGUUUUUUGUUGGUUGCAAGAACGUUAAACCAUUUAAAGCUGACACCAGAGACCUGAUAGGGACUUAUUAACUGUAUUGAACGUUUUUCCCCCUUGCUUUUGAUCUUAUGUAUAGUUAUGAUGCCAGAUUAGAUUUACAGCAGCUUCAAGUUGUAUUAAAUGAUAUUUUGCUUUCUGUAAUACUGUUAUAAAAUAAAGUUUGUUUAUUCUCUAAA